Molecule: messenger RNA, 1194 nt
Organism: Bipolaris maydis ATCC 48331
Lineage: Eukaryota; Fungi; Ascomycota; Dothideomycetes; Pleosporales; Pleosporaceae
Source: RefSeq, a predicted model, not a curated record
CAUCUCGCUUGCCACCGAAACAUUGUCUAUUGAGCAGCACGCAGGGUUGCCCAUUGCAGUUAGGCCAAAGGGCCCCGCAAGUUUGGACCCUGAAAAGACGUCACCCGCCAAGAUAUGAUGGCAUAGCAUCGCCCGCCUUUGGUUCAAAAACACAAAACGUCGCUUGGGACAGGGCCCCAUCAGCGAAUUAUUUGAAUUCCUUCUGCACACCAACAUUCCGCACAGCGAAGAUAAUCAAGGGCUUUCACGUGUUCCUACACUUUUAAUUUACAGUCUCUCGUCCACCCUACAAGGUUGCACUCAGGAGCGUACCGCAAUACCAUCACGAUGACUUCAAGGCCAUCCUUCAUGCCGCCGACCGAAGGGUCUUUCCUGUCGUCGGGCAGUUUCACUCCGGCUGGCCUCACACCCAACACGCGUAACCAGGCUGAAGAAGUCCUUACCGCAAACAGCACCGCUCAGACCGACUCGGCAGCUCCCGACCCUCGUCUUCUCCCUCUGAUGGGCAGCGGUGGCGGCAACGAAACACCUAGCCAAAACGGCCCAACCGAGGCCCUAAGGGCAUACACAGGAUACCGCCGACCUGGUGUUGUUCGCGCCAGCUCUACCAACUACGAGAAUGCCCUCAAGAGGGCCCAGGAGGCGUCCGUGUCGUCUGACCUCUCGAUGGAUUCAGAGGUACCUGACAACAACGACGGCCAGACCGUCGCCUCACCUGCGUCCAUGUCUACACCUUUCCCAACUCCUGGUCAGGGUGUUGUUCCUCUUAACUACAACACGCCCGUUGGUCUUUCGCAAGGCGACUCGCAAAAGAAGUCACGAUCUCGAGGCCUCAGCCUAAGCGGUCUCGCACAACAACAAGGCUGGACAGAGCAGGAUUACAAGCGCAUCUACAGUGCCGAACUCAUGGCAGAGGAUCCAAAGAAUUCAGCUGGAUACGGCUCGGCGCCAAAGACUGAGACCGCCUAGUGUCUUGGGGUCUCCUAUACCACUACCCUACCUGGUACACGAGACAGAGGUGCAAAAAAGGAUCGCAUGAAAAAGAGCAGAUAUAGCGACCUAUUUGUCUUAACGGCGCUGCUAACUGGUUCACUACCAUAUUUAUUACGUGCAAGGCGUUAGGCGUAGUUUCAAACUAUGCGAAAAGGUCGCUGGCCGACAUGUGAUGCUAAAUAACAUAAUGUGAUAUCUGCC